AUGUGGGCAUACCCUCAAACAAAUCUGGCGACUCUCCAGACACUCUCGUCUUCUUGCUUCUCGCUCUGCCUCUCUCUAUACACGAGAGCCGCGAGGCGAGACAGGUUUCCGGCGAGGAUCGACCAACGAAACGCGCGUGGCGGUUGCAGGAGGAUCACAGGCCUGCGAAACAUAGACGAAGAGAGAGGAGGAGGAGGAGGAAACAUGGAGGACGCGCUCAGCACCAUGCCUCUAGUGCUCCAGCAGCCCGAGAGAGGCGACGAAGAAAUGGACCCACGGGUCUGGAAAGGCCUGCCGAACGAGUUGCAAGACAGAGUCCUCGCAUGCCUCCCGGUUCCCCUCUUGCUGCAGUUCCGCCUGGUCUGCAAGCGCUGGAGGGACGUGAUCGUGUCUCCCGCCUUCACCAAGCUUCGAGCAGAAGCUCCUCACUGUGGGCCUCACUUCCUCAUCUUCGAAUUUCACAAGCCCGAGAGCUUGGCAGCCUAUGAUCCCUGGCUGGAGAGAUGGCACUUCUGCCCACCCCCGUCGGUCCCAUUUCUAAAAGCCGAGGUCAUGUCGGUCUGCGCGGACGGGGGCCUCCUCUGCGUGGUCAUGCGCCGGACGUGGUUCGCAGGCCCCGCCAGCAUUCUUCUCUGCAAUCCUGUUACAAGAACCUACAAAGAGCUCCCCGAGACAUCCAUCGACACCGAACUCUCUGCUCGAGGGCGGCUCUGGAAACCUAUUUUGGUGGCUUUGGUUGUGGAUCAGGCAUCGAAUUCCUUUAGAGUUAUUGCCGCGGGCUCGAGCACGUGCCCUCACAACUGGAUGCAUUCGAGGACCUGUCUUUGCCGAGUGACAGAGGUUUAUGAUUCGAGGACGAACAAGUGGGAGAUGGCUGGAUACUUUCCCUGGGUGGAUAACGAACCUGGGUACUUUUCUCGCAGGCACGCAGUUUGUGGGGAGAAUCUGUACUGUGUAGAAUUUGGGGAGGAUGGGUACAAUGAUCUGAUGAUGGUGUUCAAUUUGAAGCGGAUGGAGUGGACUAAAUCUCCCGUUCUGCUACCGCAUCUUGAAGGUGAGCACAUAUUGCUUUUUGAGAGGCGCGGUGCGCUCGUGCUGGUGCAGAGGGUGGAGAAGAAUCACGGACUGCCUGCCGUGCACACGUGGCGGCCUUCGACCAACGAGUGGAAAUUGGUGCCUACUCUGCUGCCCCGGAAUGGUAGAAAGUUUGAAGAGCUGUUCCAUUUUGACGACGAUUUGUUCUGGGUUGGGCAAGGGGAUCACUUGUUUUUUGUUUCUCCUAAAUGGGAUCAAGCCGUGAUGUAUGAUAUCUCCCGAAAGAAGUGGACCAUCACUCCCCAGAGCAGGUUCCUCCGGCAACAUUGUCAAUCCGUUCUGCCGCUCCCUUUUGACUUCAACCUGCGAGUACAGAGUGCCGAUUCCAUCUCUGGGCAAUCUUGGUUGAAAUAUUGA
This is a messenger RNA of Marchantia polymorpha subsp. ruderalis, 1452 nucleotides long. The record is from the annotation of a GenBank genome assembly. NCBI's taxonomy places the organism in Eukaryota, Viridiplantae, Streptophyta, Marchantiopsida, Marchantiales, Marchantiaceae.